AUGGAAGAUGUAUUCACUCCUCCCGCAACUCAGCAGCCCCAGCAGGCCGUCUCGCCCCAAGCUAGCUCGCCAUCAGUCGAAGAGUCCACAUAUCUAUUAGGGUCUAUUGGCCUCAGAAGUCCCAACAAUAGAGAGCAGCGUCCGAACUGGUUCCAGUUACGUAACAAAUCAGGAACCCAAGAUGCCACGCCAACGUCAUCGCAAAUCGGAAACUCAAACCACGGAGCUUUCGAUGGUAGCUUUCUUCUUCCGCAAAUCCCAGGCAGCUGGCCAGUGUCCCCGCCCAGGCCCUCGGCGGCGCCAGCUGACCUGUCCGUCAAGCCCUCACCGGAAAUACAAGGCGCUCCUCCGUCACCAAACUCCCGAACUAGGGAGUUUAUGAUGGCGGGGGGCAUAGCAUCUGCCAGCCCGGGAAGAAGUUCAGUAGUGCCACGUCCAACUGAUGUUCCAAUGACAUCCCUAGAACCUGAGUCUCCUCUGCAGCUAGCAGCAGACGGCUUCCGCUACCUAUACAGAUUGCCAAGGUACUUCUCCGACUGCUGGGGCAAAUUAUCACUAAGACCCAGCAUCGCGUUCAUGGAAACAGUGAAGAGGAGAGCUGUAGAUUUUUGGACAUCUCAGACUUCUCGAACUGCCACUGCCCCUGUUUCCAGCCAUUCCCCACGCAGAACCGACAGAAGACGCGAUAAGAAGCUCCUGGGCUUGAGCAUGGAGCAGCGACGUGAAUUUCGUCUCCAGCAGAAGCGUACGCAGAGAAAGAAGACGACAUCCCCAGUCGCCCCCGAGCUUCAUAAAAUCGAGCUUCCCAUCUCUGAAGUGAAGCCAAUGACGUCCGCUGCUCCUGCUCCUGCCCAGUUAGCCCAGCGAGGGCGCUCUCGCCGCCACCGAUCGAAGCCCGCCAAAAGUUCGAUCCAGAAAAUCAUGCCGCACAAGCCUGGUUCAGCCGUUACACCAGGCCGCGUUACCAAACAGCGCACUGUGCGGCCGGCGAGAGACACCUCAAGAGGAUCGAGAAUUGUGUAUCGAGGCGGUCAUAGAGACGCCUCAUACGAGGAGAGAAUCCGGAGAGUCCAGCAGAUGAACUUGGAUUUCGUAUUAAAAUCCGGGCCUGCCCAAGUCAUCCUACCUGAGCCACAAGAACCCGAGUCACCCGUCGCGCCAGUGACUCCAGAGCUCAGAGAGACCUCCGAACCUCCGCCACCUUCCAGUGCUUCGGUGCCAACCACCCCCCCUGGACCGUGUACCGACCAGCCAUCAUCAGCCGUGGGUACCAGUCCCACUGACGAGCCUCCCAGAGACCAGUCGUAUGAUGGCUAUACACAGAGACCAGCAGAACCAAGCACUCGGACAGUACACUGGCAUGAAGCCAGUUCACCACUCGGACAGCCGGUUGUUGAGAUCCGCGUCUAUGACCCCAGCGCCCCAGUCAGACCUGCGCAAGGGGUGGAAGACAGCCAGCAACCGGCUCACGCAACAAUUGACGACAGGUCACCAGAGGGCCCUUUCAUUAAGCCCCUCAGCAGCAGAUGGGACUCGCGUCUCACCGCUGAUAUGUCCCUUCCCGAUUACCGACAGGUUGGGACAACGAUCUCUGGUGACCCCCUGACCCGUAAGGAUUUUGCGACAUGCUACACCCCGUUAGCGUGGCUCAAUGACGAGGUGAUCAAUGCAUAUCUCGCAAUAAUCCUUGACUACGCUCGAAGGGCUUCGGGCAGUUCAGGGAGGCUUCGGGAGCCCAAAUACCACGCCUUCAACUCAUUUUUCUACUCUAGCCUUAGGGACCGAGGCUAUGAGUCCGUACGGCGUUGGGCUUCCCGGGCUAAGAUUGGGGGUCCGGCCUUGUUGGGGGUAGAGAUGGUUCUCAUCCCUAUCCACAAUCAAGCGCACUGGACCCUCAUGGUCGUCAAACCGAAGGCUCGAACCAUUGAGUACUUCGACUCCCUCGGAGGUUCUUCACGAGCUCAUAUCAGCCGAGUGAAGGAAUGGCUCCAGGGAGAGUUGCGUGACCUCUUUAUCGAAGAGGAGUGGCGGGUUCUCCCAACAGACUCUCCACAACAGGACAACGGCAGCGACUGUGGGGUGUUCCUCCUAACUACCGCUAAGAUGGUGGUGUUAGGCUUGCCUCUUUCAUAUGGGGCGAGAGACAUUCCCACGAUCCGCAAGAGGAUCGUUGCCGAAAUCCUUAAUGGAGGGUUCGAAGGAGAUUUCGACCCAAAAGUUGAGUUCCCUGGUGCAGCAGCUGUCUUCCACCCGAGCCUUUGUAGUUCAGACUUCGUUGCCAGACAUGUUUCUCCUCCUCUCUUCCUCAAUUUCUCGAUCCUGCUGGCGAGCAUCCGCAAAGGUCCGGCAGAGACAAUGCCAGGUAAACCCUCAGGGCGACAAGUCGUCGUCGAUGUCGGUACCGGAUAUCAGCGCAACAAACCUAGUUUGGAGGAAUCGGUGUUGGAGUUUGGGACCGCAUGGAUGCGGUAUUGA
Molecule: messenger RNA, 2475 nt
Organism: Microsporum canis CBS 113480
Lineage: Eukaryota; Fungi; Ascomycota; Eurotiomycetes; Onygenales; Arthrodermataceae
Product: Ulp1 protease family protein
Exons: 8
Coding region: 1-2475 (824 amino acids)
Biological process (GO): protein desumoylation
Cellular component (GO): nucleus
Molecular function (GO): deSUMOylase activity
Source: RefSeq, a predicted model, not a curated record